This is a messenger RNA of Phytophthora nicotianae INRA-310, 381 nucleotides long. RefSeq lists its product as hypothetical. The record is from RefSeq and is a predicted model, not a curated record. The transcript has a single exon. Bases 1 to 381 code for a protein of 126 amino acids. Lineage: Eukaryota; Oomycota; Peronosporomycetes; Peronosporales; Peronosporaceae.
AUGUCGCUAAUUAAGAUUUUUCUCUCUGGUAGCCUAACACCCACCAUCGAUCCCAGUGGUAAUCGCAGUUACAUGCUUGCGAACCCGCCGACGUUGAAGGAAGCUAUAGAUCUCGCUGCCAAGUACGAUAUAACCCACUUCGUGGAAGAUGCCAAUGAUCGCCAAGUCCACAUCGAAAUAAAGCGGCACUCAAGCGGACAAAGUCAUGAAAUAAGAAGCCUUUCCAGGGAAAACGUUACCCUGACAACGGUGGGCUCAAUCCAAAACUUGACACUUAGCGCAUCGAAGAUCGUACCGCAAGAAACCAGGUCUAUCCAGACUGACUCCUACGCUUGGAAGGGAGAAGAAGCGACGCAGAAAAACAAGAGCCCCCGUCAUUGA